AUGAAGUACAUACUAGUGACUGGUGGAGUAAUUAGCGGUAUUGGCAAGGGAGUUAUUGCAAGUUCAUUUGGGACAAUAUUGAAAGAAUGCGGAAUUGCUGUGACGUCGAUUAAAAUUGAUCCGUAUAUUAAUAUUGAUGCUGGAACAUUUUCUCCGUAUGAGCAUGAAGUGGACCUUGACCUCGGUAACUACGAGCGUUUCCUAGACAUAACCCUGCACCGUGACAAUAACAUAACCACCGGCAAGGUGUACCAGCAUGUCAUCAACAAGGAGCGCCACGGCGACUACCUCGGCAAAACAGUUCAAGUGGUGCCUCACAUAACCGACUGCAUCCAAGAAUGGGUUGAAAGAGUCUCCCAGCAACCGGUAACAGAGUCCAACAGCCAACCUCGGGUCUGUGUAAUAGAACUCGGUGGUACAAUCGGAGACAUAGAGGGCAUGCCGUUCGUAGAAGCGUUCCGUCAGUUCCAGUUCCGCGUCAAGAAGGAGAACUUCUGCGUGGCGCACGUGUCACUAGUUCCUCAACCACGGAGCACAGGCGAGCCUAAAACAAAGCCAACCCAAGCUUCAGUUCGGGAACUUCGCGGCCUGGGCCUAUCACCUGAUUUGAUAGUCUGCCGCUCGGAGCAGCCAAUCGGUCCCUCAGUCAAGGACAAAGUGUCUAACUUCUGCCACGUGGCUCCAGAACAAGUCAUCACAAUCCACGACCUCAGCUCCAUCUAUCGUGUUCCAUUAUUAAUGGAGUCUCAAGGAGUCAUUGAGUUCCUCAACGAGCGGCUGCAGCUGGAUCUUCCUCACGUGGGGCCAGAAAGACCCAGGAGUUUCAUGCGCAAGUGGCGCGACCUAUCGGACAGAUUUGACCACCUGAGAAAAAAAGUCAAUAUCGCUCUUGUUGGGAAAUAUACUAAGCUAGAGGACGCUUAUGCUUCUGUUACUAAAGCGCUGCAGCAUGCGAGCUUAGAAGUGGGUUAUAAAUUAAAUUUAACUUACAUUGAAGCGGCUAAUUUGGAGAAUGCAACUCUUGCGGAUAAUCCUGUGCUUUAUCACGAGGCCUGGCAAAAGUUGUGCAAGAGCGAUGGAGUUAUUGUACCCGGAGGGUUUGGCAAAAGGGGAAUUGAGGGGAAAAUUUCAGCUUGCAAGUGGUGCAGAGUCAAUUCUAAACCGAUGUUGGGAAUUUGUCUGGGAUUGCAAGUCGCUGUUAUUGAAUUCGCGAGGAAUGUUUUGGGACUGGAAGCUGCUAAUAAAUCAACACCAUCUGUGAUAAAAGCCCUAUACGGAAACGUCGACGGAGUAGAAGAGCGACAUCGCCACAGGUACGAAGUAAACCCAGUGUUUGUGAGCAACCUCGAAGCCGCGGGGCUUAAAUUUGUCGGCCAGGACACAACCGGCCAGAGGAUGGAGAUAAUUGAAUUAGAAGGUCACGAUUAUUAUGUAGCUACUCAGUAUCAUCCUGAGUACUUGUCCAGGCCAAUGAAACCCUCAGCGCCAUUCUUAGGUCUGAUUUUAGCUAGUGUUGGGAAACUUAAGAGCUACUUAGCAAAAGGGUGCCGACUUACCCCCAGGAACUUGAGCGACAAUGACAGUGAUGAGGAGGACAAGAAAAUUGUCAAGGCCAAGGAGACUAAGUCAGAUUAA
Cotesia congregata is the source of this 1635-nucleotide messenger RNA. The record is from the annotation of a GenBank genome assembly. NCBI's taxonomy places the organism in Eukaryota, Metazoa, Arthropoda, Insecta, Hymenoptera, Braconidae.